Messenger RNA from Penicillium verhagenii, 255 nucleotides. RefSeq lists its product as uncharacterized. Lineage: Eukaryota; Fungi; Ascomycota; Eurotiomycetes; Eurotiales; Aspergillaceae. Bases 1 to 255 code for a protein of 84 amino acids. The transcript is spliced from 2 exons. The record is from RefSeq and is a predicted model, not a curated record.
AUGAUUUGGUCUUUUGCCUGGGGAGGCUCCAAGACUAAGUUGGUGCUUGUUCUGCAGGGGAGUGCGGAGGCGGGUCUGAGUGCAGGGGGAUUGAUGACAAGUCCGGAUCUAGAUACCGAGGUCGAACAAAGAACUCAAGGGAUCCAUGAAAGCCCGGCUCGAAAAGAAAGAAGAAUGCGCAAGGUGGGAUCGGAAUUAUUGCGGGGAGAGCAGCAGGGGCAAAAAGGCGGAAAGCGGCUGAGCGCAGACCCGUGA